Messenger RNA from Perkinsus marinus ATCC 50983, 1095 nucleotides. Its product is annotated as Palmitoyltransferase SWF1, putative. Bases 1 to 1095 code for a protein of 364 amino acids. Gene Ontology annotation, cellular component: Golgi apparatus; endoplasmic reticulum. The record is from RefSeq and is a predicted model, not a curated record. NCBI's taxonomy places the organism in Eukaryota, Perkinsozoa, Perkinsida, Perkinsidae. The transcript has 7 exons. Gene Ontology annotation, biological process: protein targeting to membrane; peptidyl-L-cysteine S-palmitoylation. Gene Ontology annotation, molecular function: protein-cysteine S-palmitoyltransferase activity.
AUGGUAGAUCAUACGACUCACGACGAUGGCAACAGCGUCUUCGACAAAGUGUAUCAAGCUGCCACUGAAUAUGUACCCAAUGCACUCAAGUUUAUUCUGCGCAUUCUUUGCUGCGGGUCUGAACGCGGCGGUGUCGCCCUGGAUUCAGCUUGGAACUACACUUGCAAUGAGGCCAACCCUAUAGUCCAGAUAGUUUACCUCGCCCUAGUAGUAGGAGGUUACUUCUUAUACGUUAUAUUUGGAUACCCAUUGCUCCCUAACCUCUAUCUUGGAGGCUACCACAAAUACGUCGGCUUUCUCGUUUUUGUUAUUUGCAUCUACACCUUCGCUGGAGCGUCUAUAGCAGACCCAGGGGUCAUCACUAAACGCAAUGUCAAUGCAAUAUCGCGGAUAUACCCUAUGGAUGACAUACUAUUCCACGAGAAGGAGUGUUCGACAUGCAAGCAGCCUAAGCCGGCUCGUAGCAAACACUGUUCCCUUUGCAACUGUUGUGUGGCUAGAUUCGAUCAUCACUGUGUAUGGAUAAACAACUGUGUUGGUGUCAAUAACGUGCAUUGGUUCAUCGCCUUCCUAUUAGCAAACACCGCCCUAUGUGUAUACGGUGCUGUGGUCGGCGUGAUCAGUCUCAUGGCGGUCGUCCAAGAGCGUGACCUGUGGAACGCUCGAUUCAUCAACCCCAGUACGGGGGAACAAUUCAACGCCAGCAAGCGGAUAAUUCUUCAGUGGCUGCUUACACACGAGUACAUAAUGAUUGCUAUGAUCACUCUGUGUACUAUUAUGUCUAUUGUGUUGGUUGGUUUUACUUCCUGGCAUUUGUAUCUCGCGGCUUCAAACGUUACUACCAACGAGUCAGCUAAGUGGCGCGGCCUGCAUGACUGUCUGAAGACGGAAAAUCACAACGGAGAGUUUGGUGAGCUCAAAAACAUCUACGACAAGGGAUCGGUGUUGGCAAACUGGCGAGAUGUCCUAUGGGAUCGUGUGGACACCCGCAUUCUUGGGGCGGAGACCGCCGAGAAGCUGAAACGAAGCCCCCAAGUCUCCCAGAGCAGUGGUGGUCAUAACAAGAGGUCGUCGAACAAGCGUAGGAAGCAUUGA